Notothenia coriiceps (black rockcod) is the source of this 287-nucleotide messenger RNA. RefSeq names its product patatin-like phospholipase domain-containing protein 7. The annotation marks the transcript as partial. NCBI's taxonomy places the organism in Eukaryota, Metazoa, Chordata, Actinopteri, Perciformes, Nototheniidae. The record is from RefSeq and is a predicted model, not a curated record. The transcript is spliced from 2 exons.
CAACACUGGAUGCGUGUUUUUAACGUUGCAGGAUGAUGCGCGAGGAUCCCCGGGUGGUGCUGAACGUUGCUCACACUGUGGUGAAGAGGGUCUCGCCUUUCGUCCGGCAGAUUGACUUCGCCCUGGACUGGAUGGCUGUUGAGGCUGGCCGUGCUGUUUACAGACAGGGGGACAAGUCAGACAGCACCUUCAUCGUGCUGAGUGGCCGACUCCGCUCUGUCAUUGCAAAGGAUGAUGGGAAAAAGGAGCUGGCUGGAGAGUAUGGCCGUGGGGAUCUCAUUGGUGUG